Musa acuminata subsp. malaccensis (wild Malaysian banana) is the source of this 2622-nucleotide messenger RNA. NCBI's taxonomy places the organism in Eukaryota, Viridiplantae, Streptophyta, Magnoliopsida, Zingiberales, Musaceae. The record is from RefSeq and is a predicted model, not a curated record.
UCGAAGCAACGGCAGGAACUGGGUGUCACCCCCAAUUUGCCGCCUCUGUUUUGCGGAGGUUCCUACCAUCCUCCAUUGCGAAUGCUUACUUACUGAGGCAUCUUCUUCCACUUCGUUUGUUCUUCCCGCCUCGAUUUCACCCCCGAUCGCCAAUUCUAGGGUCCCGAUUCCGCCUCGAUCGCUCGAUCCUUCGCCAUGGGGACGGGCUGCAAGUCAGCGUUGCACCAUCUGCACAGGGACAAGGCCAGGAACCGGGUGGACGACCUCCAGUCCGCCAUCAAGGAUUGCCGCGCCGCCGACGUCGCUGUCCUCGAGGAGCAGGUCUACCAGAGGCUCCGCGAGUGUUGGGCCGAGCUCAACCAGCCUUCACCCACCACCUCCCUGCAGACGCUCCGUCUGUUGCAGCUGAGCGAGGAGGAGGAUGAUGCGACGAGCAAGCUGGCCGAGUUGGCGUUCGGGAACACACCAAAGCCCGAGCUAGUGGAAUUGCAACAAGCUGAUGUUGGAGCCGCGCAAGGUGGACGGGCUGCCAACUUUCAAGAGGAAUACUAUGUGAAUCAGAAUGUAGUUGGGCAGAAGCUCCCAUAUGCUGACCACUAAGAGAGCAAACUCCAGACAGGGCCAGAUAACGUGACUUGCCAUGAAGGGGUCAAUCAUUAUAAUUAUCAGCAAUACAAUAUGCUUCAAGAACUGCCCCAUGAUCUUUAUGUUGAUGUCGAUCCUACUGAGUAGAAUGGCCGAAAUGUGUUUCCCUAUAUGUCAUAUGUGCUGCCAGCUAUUUGCCCUCCGCCUUCUGCAUUUUUAAGGCCAAAGUGUGCUCUUUGGGAUUGUCCAAGGCCUGCUCAGGGCUCAGAAUGGUGCCGAGACUAUUGUAGCAGCUUCCAUACCACUCUAGCGAUUAAUGAAGAUAUGCCAGGUAUGACGCUGGUGCUUCGCCCUGGAGGCAUCGAUUUGAAGGAUGGUCCACUUUUUACUGCUCUUAGCGCAAAAAUACAAGGAAAAAUUGUUGGCAUUCCAGUAUGUGAAGGUGCAAGGUCACCAUGGAAUGCUUCAGGUAUGGGUGUACUCCAUCUUCAGUGACAUUUAAAUACUGCUCAUUUGUCAAUAAUUUCUAGCCAGCUAGUUCACCCAUUUGAAAACUCUACUGUGUGGUAUGUAUGGUUGUGUCUACUUUUCUCCUUUUCUUCUUUUGAUGAACUUAGGAUUGCCAGGAAUUUUUGUUUUAUGCUGCAGAGCUAUUGAUCUUUGUGUUCUUGAAGACGAAUCACUAAGAGAAUGGCUUUUUUUUUGACAAGCCAAGGAGGGCAUUUGAGAGGGGGAACUGGAAGCAAAGUUCAUUGCCAGAUUAUAAUGGCCGUGGUUGGCAUGAAUCUAGGUAGCAAGUAUUGAAGGAAUAUGGGUGGUUCAAAAGAUCCUACUACAUGGAUCCUCAACCGCUAACUCACUAUGAGUGACAUCUGUAUGAAUAUUAGAUCAAUGAUUCUGAAGCCUUUGCAUUAUAUAGACUAGAAUUCAAGCUCAUUGAUCUAAAGAAAAGUGGCAAGGCUUAGUUGACCAGUAAUUCACUAGUGGAUCUGCAACCGCGGAUGGGAAGGCUCAAAGCAGAGAACAGUGUGGAUUAUAAGAAGAAUACCAAGAGCAGGACAAAAGCAAAUCAGAAAGACAGUGCUGGAGACUUCUAUGUAGCUUCAGACGUGGCUGAUCAAAAGGACAAUACUCCAAAUAUUUUCCGUGCUCUGAUCCAGAUAGCUUCUCUAGAUGAGAACUCUGCCUAUGAGCAAUAUGCUUGUACGGUCAAUAGCUUGAAUGACUGUUAUGGAAAAUAGGAGAAUGUUAGCAACCACUUGAAACUGCUGCAUUCAGACACGUAAUCAGCAUUUUCUCACUCAUUUCUGGUAACGAGUUGUUUUGCUUCAAUUUACAGCAUACAGCCUAGCUGUUUGAUGCAGCUAAUUAGUCACAGCCUUCUGACUCUGUUUUUUUGGUACUUUAUAAUACAAGUCUGCAGUAUUGAGGAUCAGCAAGUGUUAGAAAAAAAGAAUCAUUUUGAAGCACAGCAGCUUGAUCAUUCUGAAAGUUACAGUAUGUUGCCGACUGUAAUUAUGUCAAUUGGCUUGACAGUAGAGCAUCUCUGUUUUUGGGAUGCAUCUUUUAACUGGAAGGACAACUAACUAGUUAUUGCAUGGCUUUUUGGAAUGGGAGAUGAGAAAUUGUAUGCUUCUCUCGGUCUCCAUGGUGCAGUGUUUUCCUGAGAUUUUGAAAAAGCUUAAUUUGUUAGUGGUUCUAGUCAUCUAAAUCUCAAAUCUUUUUGCACUAAAGGCUUGCUGGCGCAGGCUAAAGCCUGUUUGAACCCUUUUUUCUGCAUCUGAAAGCCGCUGUUGUGAUUUUGAGGUUACACCCUGAUAUAUCAGUAUUUUGUUGGUUGCAGUACUAUAUAGUUAUACAGGAUGAAGACAGAUGAUACAGCUAUUCUGUUGUGAAUUACUUGGAGGACAGUGUGUUUUGUUCAUUCUGAACGUAUAUUGCCUGUCAGAGUGUGUAAAAUUGAAAAGCAGUGAAAUCUGAUUGUGAGAUAACAGUCCUCAAAAUGUAGUCCUCAUGUUUCAGAAAUGUUGUUCCUCA